AUGAUAGUGCAUCCUUCAUCGCUGGCUCCAAGGCCUAAAGCUACAUUCCUGGAUCUUCCAUUAGAGCUGCGCCAGCAAGUCUACCAUGAUUACUUUAAAGUCGAUGGCGGUUAUGUCUACGAUGGCGACUCCGACAAACUGGUUCGAGCUGAUGGCCAGCCUAUCAGCAUGUCCCUACGCUAUGCUUGCCGAUCUGUUGCUGAAGAAACAAAGUCAAUCCCGUUCAAGCUCAAUUCCAUCACCUUCUCGGCCCUUUAUCGCAAAGACCUUCAGCAUCAAGCAGCAAUACACAGUAACCUUAUUCGGUUCCAUUCCGUGUUGCUAUCUGAGCUUUUACUACGAAUGAGGUAUUUUGUAACUCCUGAAAUGUUUGAUCAGGUCGAUGAGGUGGCUCCACACUACCUGCAAAAAAUCAAGAGUCGCAUCAGCAGCUGUAUUCGAGAGGAUGAAUACGAGGAUUCCGAAGACAAUGGCUCUUUGUUUGACCGUGAGGACUUCCAAGACGUCACUGAGUUCGACGAGAUGGGGGCGGUGUUGUCGCCUGUUUGGAUUGGAAUGAUAGCACCGUUGGAUUUCAACUCGCUAUUUGCGAAGAAUUCAGCCGAGACAGCUAAGGCCAUUGAUGAGGUUCUGCCGGGUUGGAAAGAUUCGGCCUCGCCUGAAGAGCUUUUCGAUUUGUCAUUCGAUCAUUGGGAUAUCCCAUCACUGUCCCGCCUUUCGGAAACUGCAGAACGUCUGCAGCGGCAUCACUUCCUGGACAGCUUGAGUAAAUGGCUUCCGGUACAAAGGAAAUCCAAUCCCGCGUUAUUUGAUGCAAGAUACAAGGGAACAAAGUAUCUAUAUCGCCGAAAAUACUGGUUUUCAGCUACAGCUGCUGCGAUAAGAUUUCUGACCCGGAUGUCAUCAACUCAACGCGGUUAUCUCCAAAAGUUGAUACUAAACGAAGACAGGAUUGCAGUUGGGUUCCCCGAGUCUCAUGCAAUUGGCAUGAUUUCCUUUUGUAAACAAAACCCGAAGCUUCAUGUUGAACAGCGGGUCGACGUUUGGCAAAACCUCGUCAUGAGUUCAGAGUCGCCCAGCGCCUACAGACCGAUCGGUAUCUACUUUGAGCGCAGUGAGCCUGAAGCCGGAGAGGGCCACUAUAUGGACUCAAUCUCUGGGCCAGAUCAGGAUGUCUUCUUCUCUAAUUGGGUUGUGCAUGGAAUGGAAGUCGUCAGGGCGGGAAUGCCUGUCGGCUCAUGGUCCGUCGUUUUUGACGGUAAUCCAGACUUAAACCUUGCUACCGACUUGUUCGCCACGAUUCUCAAGCGUACCAUUGUUUGGCAGACCUUUUACGCCGACUGUGUUUCGUUGGGCCUUUUUGCAGACCCGAGCCAUGCUGACUACCCAUUCGCCACUAUUGCUGCUUCAGAGGAGAGCCCUACAGAAAGUAAGAGAAGCUCAAUCUCCCGAUGCAACUUCAAUCUGGAUCGUCCUUGGAACCUAGAUGAGAUAGCCGCCGAUCACAACGUACAUAAGGAGGCCUUCAAAUGGAAAUUGGACUCUUGGCUGGAUGUUGAAAUUAGUCUGAACUCCCCCUACCCUCUCAGAUUUUCCAUGUUGAGCCCGACGAUAGACCUUGAGAAGCUACGUCUCAGUUGCUUUGAGCGGAAAAUGAUAGCAGACCAUUGA
Molecule: messenger RNA, 1671 nt
Organism: Fusarium verticillioides 7600
Lineage: Eukaryota; Fungi; Ascomycota; Sordariomycetes; Hypocreales; Nectriaceae
Exons: 2
Coding region: 1-1671 (556 amino acids)
Source: RefSeq, a predicted model, not a curated record